This is a messenger RNA of Pongo pygmaeus (Bornean orangutan), 1814 nucleotides long. It is a transcript of the gene RAB5C, whose product is annotated as RAB5C, member RAS oncogene family. The record is from RefSeq and is a predicted model, not a curated record. The transcript is spliced from 7 exons. Lineage: Eukaryota; Metazoa; Chordata; Mammalia; Primates; Hominidae. Bases 360 to 1010 code for a protein of 216 amino acids. Gene Ontology annotation, molecular function: GTPase activity; GTP binding.
GGAGCCUGGGACACCGCCGGGGGGGAGAGAAGCGGAUCCCGUCCGAGCCCCGGCCCCAAGUAACGCCGCCGCCCCGGAGCCGCCGACAGAACGACCGUGCUUCUGCAGUUGUGUGUGGUGAGGCAGCACUGACCCCAGACCAGUACUUAGCAAGGAUCAGUGGAAGCAAAUUUCGCUCUGCCUGUGGAUGCUGUUCUGCAUGUCUGCACAAGGCUCGUUCCUGAGUGAAGAUGGCUUAAGAAAGUGGUGGCAGCAGCUGUUUAGACCAGUGUUGGAGGUCCCCCUCCCCACUAAGUGCCUCUUUGCAUAGCACCAGUCCCCACCCACACGCUCUCUGGACCACUACAGCUGGACGGGCAAUGGCGGGUCGGGGAGGCGCAGCACGACCCAAUGGACCAGCUGCUGGGAACAAGAUCUGUCAAUUUAAGCUGGUUCUGCUAGGGGAGUCUGCGGUAGGCAAAUCCAGCCUCGUCCUCCGCUUUGUCAAGGGACAGUUUCACGAGUACCAGGAGAGCACAAUCGGAGCGGCCUUCCUCACACAGACUGUCUGCCUGGAUGACACAACAGUCAAGUUUGAGAUCUGGGACACAGCUGGACAGGAGCGGUAUCACAGUCUGGCUCCCAUGUACUAUCGGGGGGCCCAGGCUGCCAUCGUGGUCUAUGACAUCACCAACACAGAUACAUUUGCACGGGCCAAGAACUGGGUGAAGGAGCUACAGAGGCAGGCCAGCCCCAACAUCGUCAUUGCACUCGCGGGUAACAAGGCAGACCUGGCCAGCAAGAGAGCCGUGGAAUUCCAGGAAGCACAAGCCUAUGCAGACGACAACAGUUUGCUGUUCAUGGAGACAUCAGCAAAGACUGCAAUGAACGUGAAUGAAAUCUUCAUGGCAAUAGCUAAGAAGCUUCCCAAGAACGAGCCCCAGAAUGCAACUGGUGCUCCAGGCCGAAACCGAGGUGUGGACCUCCAGGAGAACAACCCAGCCAGCCGGAGCCAGUGCUGCAGCAACUGAGCCCCCCUUGCCUGCCCGCUGCCCCCGCCUCCUCCGCCUGAAUGACCCGACUGGAAUCCACUCUAACCAAUCGCACUUAACGACUCGGGCCACCACUAGGGGGGCAGGGGGAGGGGUCCACCAUGAUUUCUCCAUAUAAUUUUGAUCAUAGGCCGGAGUGAGUUAUUCCACCUGCACCUUUCUGUACAAAUACUAAUUCAAUUUUAAGUCUUAAGUCACUUUUUUAAUAUAUAUGAUCUUCUGCUCUUCCCACUUCCUCCCCUUUCUACUGCUCUCCCAUUUUCCCUUGCUGGGAGUAGCCACAUGCUCUUGUCCCCACACCCUUGUAUAUGGGGACAGUGGGGUCAGUGCAGCUACCCUUUCUUUCCCUCCUGCGGAACAGCGGACCCAGCAAGAGCAUCCACAUCCUCACCUUGUUCGGAGUGGUCUUGGGUUUGGGCAGUGGGGCAGACCUUGGGAAGGGGCUUAGGAAGGGAGAGGCAGCUCUUCCUUCAGCUGGCUCUCAUCAGGCUGCAGCCCCCUCCCCGCCCCCACCUCCCUGCUGGGAAACCACAGCAUUAUCACAGCAUUAUUGUGACAGCCACGAACCCAUUGCCCACAACCCCUCCACCCUCGGUCACCCCGACCUCUGGCUCUGAGCCCUGUUCUGACCAAAUCAUGAUGAUGAGUAUUUGGGGGUGGGUGGGUAAGGGGGGGAGUGGGAGGGGACGGAACCGACUUUUUCUGUAUUUUGUAUUGUAUGUUUUCUUCAACAUGUAACCAAUCAGUAUCUUGUCAAUAUAGUCAGCCGAUCGAUCGACCUCA